This is a messenger RNA of Lemur catta (Ring-tailed lemur), 731 nucleotides long. It is a transcript of the gene GLIPR1L1, whose product is annotated as GLIPR1 like 1. Lineage: Eukaryota; Metazoa; Chordata; Mammalia; Primates; Lemuridae. Gene Ontology annotation, cellular component: extracellular region. The transcript is spliced from 6 exons. The coding region runs from base 24 to 731 and encodes 235 amino acids. The record is from RefSeq and is a predicted model, not a curated record.
CAGAGAGUCCUGGGCGUCCUCCCAUGGCUCCGAAGAAGAAAUGUAGUUGCUUAUGGAUCUUAGGUCUGUGUCUGGUAGCCAGUAAAUCUUCCAAAGUCCCAAGAAUCACAGACCACAAAUUUAUAGACGAGUGCGUCACGGCUCACAACGAAUGGCGUAGCAAAGUCAGCCCCUCUGCAGGAGACAUGAAAUAUAUGAGUUGGGAUGAAAGUUUAGCGAAGACAGCUGAAGCUUGGGCAAAGAAGUGUCAAUUCAUGCAUGACAGCUGUUUAGAUACACCAUAUGCAUGUGAUAAAAAUUUUCAAUAUGUUGGACAAAAUAUAUGGUUAGGUGGAAUAAAUGGAUUUACAUCAAGAGUUGCCAUUACUAGUUGGUAUAGUGAAGUUGAAUCUUAUAAUUUUGAUAAUAUAUCAUGUUCCAAAGUUUGUGGACAUUAUACACAGGUAGUCUGGGCCAAUUCAUAUAAAGUUGGUUGUGCAGUUGCAGAUUGUCCUAAGCUUGAAGCUGCACUGUUUGUAUGCAACUAUGGACCUGCAGGAAAUUAUGUAAAUACUCGCCCUUAUAGGAAAGGAGAACCUUGUUCUCUGUGCUCGAAGGAAGAGAAAUGUGUAAAGAAGCUCUGCCGGACUUUAUUUUUGCCCAAUAAAAAUCCACUUCUGAUUGGGAAAGCACCUCAGCGGAUGGCCUUUAAUUCAUUCUGCCUAGCUUUUAUUCUUGUGAGAAUCUUUUAA